Molecule: messenger RNA, 1776 nt
Organism: Brassica napus (rape)
Lineage: Eukaryota; Viridiplantae; Streptophyta; Magnoliopsida; Brassicales; Brassicaceae
Product: 7-hydroxymethyl chlorophyll a reductase, chloroplastic
Exons: 18
Coding region: 246-1637 (463 amino acids)
Biological process (GO): chlorophyll cycle
Cellular component (GO): chloroplast
Molecular function (GO): 7-hydroxymethyl chlorophyll a reductase activity
Source: RefSeq, a predicted model, not a curated record
UCUUCACGUUCCAAAGGUGCUCACUUUAUCCUGCUCUAUUUCUCUCUGUUUUGCUGUCUGCUCAGCUCAUACAUGUCAUAGAUUCUUUCAGUUUUCUUAAAAGACCCGUCUUUUUAUAUAAUUUCGUUAACCCUUCAGUGCAAAAACGAUCCUUGAAACUGUGUGAAAGAUUCUGGAAAAUUUUGGCACUUGAAAACAAAUUGAAACUUGUCGUGGAUUGUGUUUGUGUCUGUUAAUAUGUGAAUAUGGAGCCCAAAAGGAAAGUGAAACUAAGAGAAGAUUGGAGGGAGAAAUCCAAACCUAUACCACCGGGAGGCACCUAUCCAGCAAAAGAUCAUUGCAGUCGAUGCGGGCUAUGCGACACCUACUACAUUGCACAUGUGAAAGAUGCAUGUGCUUUUCUUGGAGAUGGAAUGUCAAGGAUUGAGAGCUUGGAACCUGUUGUGCAUGGUAGAGGAAGGAAAGCAGAUUCCUUAGAAGAUACAUACUUUGGGGUCCAUCAAGAGCAGCUUUAUGCUCGUAAGCUGAAGCCUGUUGAAGGAGCACAGUGGACUGGAAUUGUCACAACCAUAGCUAUUGAGAUGCUGAAAUCUAACAUGGUUGAGGCUGUUGUUUGUGUGCAGAGUGACCCUGAAGAUAGAUUGUCUCCAAGACCAGUAUUAGCCAGGACACCUGAAGAAGUUUUGGCAGCAAGAGGCGUCAAACCAACUCUGUCUCCUAAUCUGAAUACUCUUGAAUUAAUCGAGGUUAUUUGCCUGCAGACUCUUUUUUCUUUCAUGUGUUUACUAUCGCUUAGUCCAUUUCAUUGCAUUGUAACAGUCUUCUGGAGUGAAACGUCUUCUUUUUUGCGGUGUGGGUUGCCAAGUGCAAGAGUGAUUUCUUGUACUGCAGCAUUGAGAGCAGUGGAGCAGCAUCUGAAUCUUGAAAAGCUAUAUGUUCUAGGCACUAAUUGUGUGGACAAUGGAACAAGGGAAGGGCUUGACAAGUUUCUCAAAGCGGCUAGUAAGGAGCCAGAGACUGUUCUCCACUAUGAGUUUAUGCAAGAUUACAAGGUCCAACUUAAACACCUGGACGGACCCAUUGAAGAGGUUCCCUAUUUCUCUCUACCAGCAAACGAUUUAGUUGAUGUCAUAGCUCCAUCUUGUUAUAGCUGCUUUGAUUACACAAAUGCAUUAGCGGAUUUGGUUAUCGGUUAUAUGGGUGUUCCAAAGUACUCAGGUGUGAACAUGACUGACCAUCCGCAGUAUAUUACAGUGAGGAAUGAGCGUGGGAAAGAAAUGCUAAGCUUAGUAGAAAACCUUUUGGAGAUCUCACCAACAAUAAGUAGCGGUGAUCGGCGACCUUUUGUGACAGAGACCGUUAAGGCAGACGAUGCUGCUAAGUUUGGUCAAGGUCCUGCUCAGCCUGCGCCACUAUUUGUUGGAAACAUAAUAGCAUUCAUCUUAAGUUUGGUUGGUCCUAAGGGUCUAGAAUUUGCGCGGUACUCAUUGGAUUACCAUACCAUCAGAAACUAUUUGCACGUCAACCGGAAAUGGGGAAAAGAAAGAGCCAACAGUCACAUGCCUUCAUAUUCCAAAAAGAUAGUAGAAAUGUACAACAAAAACGGCCAAAUAGAUCAAAUGCUCUCUAAUAAAUGAACAUGUAAAGGGUUUUAGUUUGGUCAUGUUAAGUUUACAAAUGUUUCACUCACUCUACAGUGAGUAGUAAUGUACAUUGGUCCUACUGUAUCUCAACUUGUAGUAUGUUAGUAAUAUCCAAAACUAUUUCUCUUGUGAA